Messenger RNA from Penicilliopsis zonata CBS 506.65, 348 nucleotides. RefSeq lists its product as hypothetical. The record is from RefSeq and is a predicted model, not a curated record. NCBI's taxonomy places the organism in Eukaryota, Fungi, Ascomycota, Eurotiomycetes, Eurotiales, Aspergillaceae. Bases 1 to 348 code for a protein of 115 amino acids. The transcript is spliced from 2 exons.
AUGUCUUUCCACAAUUCCUCCCACGACAUCCGCAUCGAGUUCGCAGACCGUAGCACCUUCUUGGUGGCGAUGGUGAAAGACGCGCAUGGACAUCCUCACCCGAACCGUAUCAGGCUCGACAAACACAUCGGUAACAGUGAUGGCUGGUUCAUCUGGGGAGGAGAGAACUUCACCGCCACCGCUCGCGAUAUCCGUCUCGACCAAGGCCCCCGCGGACCGAAGCUGACGGCCGAACUGCCCAUGAGAAACGGUGGCUUCCGAGAACGCCAGGGCAUCGAUUUGGCGGAUAAGAUCGAGAACCAGAACGGACACCUUGUAUUCUUGGUGAGAGCUCUCUUAGAAGUAUAA